AAGGUCAAAAUAAGCAAAUACAGAAUGAGCUGGACUGCACAGAGGGAUUUUGUCAUAUUUGUCAUCUUACUCUUUGGUUUUCAAGUGUCCCAGAGUUGGGAGCCGAGUGAAUGGGGAGGGAAAUACACUCAGAAGACCAUCUGCGGUCUGACAGGAACCACCGUGAUCCUCAACUGCUCCUUCUGGUACCCACAAACGCACGACGGCCACAUCAUAAAGGUCGAAAAGGCACUGUGGUUCAUCAAAGGUGAAGACGAUCAACCUGAAGAUCUGAUGAUGGACGCUCAGUACACUGAUCGUCUAGACCUGAACUGUCAAAGCAACUGGUGCACUUUGUCAAUGAGAGAGCUGAGAAAGAGCGACGAGGGAAAAUACAAGUUCAGAUUCAUAACGAACGCGACCGGAGGACAAUACACUGUCACGUCUGGAGUCACUCUGGAAGUCACUGAUCUCAGUAUAAAAAAGUCUUGGCGGGACAGAAAUCCGAGUCUGAGUUGUCACAGUGAGUGUGAUUUGGACUCUUCUUCGUACAUUUGGUAUGAGAAUGGAAAACAAAGACCAAACUUGAACUCCAAAAAGACCAUUUCACCAGUAGAUUACCGCAGCUACUCCUGUGCUUUAAGAGGACACGAACAGCAUUUGUCUCCUCCAGUGUGUUGGGACACCUCAUGUGACAAGGUGCUUUAUAAGUACAAGACUAUCUGCGCCCUCAAAGGCUCUAUCGUGGACAUUACUUGCACUUACAGCAACCACAAGGCGGUACUGGAAAAAUCUUGGUUCCGCCCAGACAAUGGCAACACUUGGAAUAUUACCUCAGAGCGUUGGGCACUACAGUUGGACCACCGGUUUUUGACUUAUGAUAAGUCUGGUGAACGAUCAGCUCUACGAAUAAAAGAUGUGACAGACAGUGAUUCUGCAGAGUAUCGUUUCAAAUUCUCAGCAUGGGGAAGCGAUUUACGUGGGACAACAUUGACAGUCACAGGUAACGGUGAAACACUGCAUGAAAAUCUAUGGGGUUUGACAUCAAAAAUUGAAUAGGGCACAUGAAAGCAACGAUUCAGUUUUUGUUUUCCCACCAAUAAUAAACCUGUGAGCCUGAGACAUCAUCAAACAUUGGCAUUCUUCAUUUUGUGAUUGUAUGAGGAAACAAAUCGGAAUGUUUUAGAAUGAGCAAAUUGACAUCCAGAUUUUAAAAAUGCAGGGCGUGAAUUUCUUGGACUUACCUGUUUGCUGUACCUCUCUCUAGCUGCACAGGUGCAGGUGAUC
Corythoichthys intestinalis (scribbled pipefish) is the source of this 1266-nucleotide messenger RNA. RefSeq lists its product as uncharacterized. The coding region runs from base 25 to 1038 and encodes 337 amino acids. NCBI's taxonomy places the organism in Eukaryota, Metazoa, Chordata, Actinopteri, Syngnathiformes, Syngnathidae. The transcript has 4 exons. The record is from RefSeq and is a predicted model, not a curated record.